AUGCGGACGCUUGACCAAAUCGAGUAUUCGGAGGAGGCCACAGUCGCCGCCGUGACCGACUUCUACGCCUUCCUGACCAAUAUGUACCUUCCCGAGUCGGCUGUCGUGCACCCGCCGCCAGGAGGGUGGCCAACCUUGGCCUCUGAUCUACAGGGCCUGGGGAAGUCGGACGAGGUCCUGAGCCUGCUCUCGCACCUACCGUAUAUCCGCCAAGAUCUAGACGAUAUCGAGAUACCGGAAGUAACCCCUGGGGGCCGUUGGAUAGACUGGCGCAUAUCCGGUACCUGGGUACGCGAGGGCGGCAGCGACAUCGACGAGCUUCGCACCAUCACCGAGGGCCCCGCCAUCACGGAGCAUGUACCCGAGAGCGUCGUCGGACUGACGAUGAGCGAGCACCACACCUUCAUCGUCGAUACGGAGCUCGGCGUCGUCUACUGGCCAGAGUGCCCUGGCCGCCUCCGCAACGGGCCCCGGUGCAUUGAGGACGACCCCCACGACUACUGCGACGACGAAGACGACGCCGAGUGGCGUGCCGACGGCGCCGCCUGGUCUGUAGCCGACUUCUUUAAGGUGCUCAAGGCAGAAUACCGCUUGCUGCGCUGGGUGCCGUGCAGCGAGUACGAGGUCUUGGAUUCGGAGAGCACGAUGACGAGGAGUCCUAUCGCGGCGCUUCAGGAGGUUUACCGGCGCUACGGCUGGUCUAAUUCGCAACAGUAUCGCAAGGAGGAGUGCCUCGAGGAGACGAAGAUGGUCAGACUUGCAGCAGAGCAGAGAGAGAAUGAGGGCGGGGACGCUUAG
Messenger RNA from Colletotrichum tamarilloi, 798 nucleotides. RefSeq lists its product as uncharacterized. The transcript has a single exon. Lineage: Eukaryota; Fungi; Ascomycota; Sordariomycetes; Glomerellales; Glomerellaceae. The record is from RefSeq and is a predicted model, not a curated record. The coding region runs from base 1 to 798 and encodes 265 amino acids.